UAAUAGCUCACCCCCAUUUAAUCGGCCACGUUAUGAUCUUGAUUUCAUAAUUAGCGGUUCAUGCGAAAAACCAAUCGUAGGAACACCUAAACAAUAUAUUGAUCUUUAUUCGAAAUGUUGGAAUUAUGAUCCAAAUGAACGUCCUUCAAUGAUACAAAUUUUUCAGCAAUUAAAUAUGAUGACACCUAAUUACA
This is a messenger RNA of Dentiscutata heterogama, 194 nucleotides long. NCBI's taxonomy places the organism in Eukaryota, Fungi, Glomeromycota, Glomeromycetes, Diversisporales, Gigasporaceae. The record is from the annotation of a GenBank genome assembly.